Messenger RNA from Chrysochloris asiatica (Cape golden mole), 2802 nucleotides. It is a transcript of the gene RNF128, whose product is annotated as ring finger protein 128, E3 ubiquitin protein ligase. The record is from RefSeq and is a predicted model, not a curated record. The transcript has 7 exons. Bases 253 to 1548 code for a protein of 431 amino acids. Lineage: Eukaryota; Metazoa; Chordata; Mammalia; Afrosoricida; Chrysochloridae.
GCUUCAAGCUAAAGCCCCAGAGCCGGUCUUGGCCGCUACAGAUGCGAAGAGGACUGGAGCUGAGAAAAGCUGCAUCUGCGGCAACAUCCCUACAGAAGCUACGUGCCUCUCGGCUGCGACCCAGCUCGUGGUUCACGCCAGCCACUCCCCUCCCCCCCCUCACCUGGUGCUCACCUGGUGGAGGCCAGGGACCUGGCAAGCUCAAGGAGGGCGGGUGCUCUGGGCCCUUGGGAGCCGCGAAGUGUGAGCACCAUGGGGCCGCCGCUCUCGACCCAGGUCUCCUACCGCGGUGCUUGUAGCGCUUCUCCGCUGCUGGCGUGGUGCUUCCUGCUGGCCCUGAGUUCGCACGCCCCCGGCUCCCGGGGGGCCGAGGCAGUGUGGACUGCUUACCUCAACGUGUCUUGGCGGGUUCCGCACACCGGAGUGAACCGCACCGUGUGGGAGCUGAGCGAAGAGGGCGUGUAUGGACAAGACUCGCCUCUUGAGCCGGUGGCUGGGGUCCUGGUACCUCCCGACGGCCCCGGGGCACUCAACGCCUGCAACCCGCAGACGAAUUUCACGGUGCCCACGGUCCCGGGGGACUGGGGAAGCACCGUUCAAGUGUCUUGGUUGGCCCUCAUCCAGCGCGGCGGGGGCUGCACCUUUGCAGACAAAAUCCAUCUGGCUUACGAGAGAGGGGCGUCUGGAGCUGUCAUCUUUAACUACCCAGGGACCCGCAAUGAGGUCAUCCCCAUGUCUCACCCGGGUGCAGGAGACAUUGUUGCAAUCAUGAUUGGCAAUCUGAAAGGCACGAAAAUUCUACAGUCUAUUCAAAAAGGCAUACAAGUCACAAUGGUCAUCGAAGUAGGGAAAAAGCAUGGCCCUUGGGUGAAUCACUAUUCAAUUUUCUUCGUUUCUGUAUCUUUUUUUAUAAUUACGGCAGCAACUGUGGGCUAUUUUAUCUUUUAUUCUGCUCGAAGAUUACGAAAUGCAAGAGCUCAAAGUAGAAAACAGAGACAAUUAAAGGCAGAUGCUAAAAAAGCUAUUGGAAGACUUCUGCUGCGCACAUUGAAACAAGGAGAUAAGGAAAUUGGCCCUGAUGGAGAUAGUUGUGCUGUGUGUAUUGAACUAUAUAAACCAAAUGAUUUAGUGCGAAUCUUAACCUGCAAUCAUAUUUUCCAUAAGACAUGUGUUGACCCAUGGCUGUUAGAACACAGGACUUGCCCCAUGUGCAAAUGUGACAUACUCAAAGCUUUGGGAAUUGAGGUGGAUGUUGAAGAUGGAUCAGUGUCUUUACAAGCUCCUGUAUCCAAUGAAACAUCUACUAGUGCCUCGCCUCAGGAAGAAGAUAAUCGCAGUGAGACUGCUUCAUCUGGGUAUGCUUCAGUACAGGGAGCAGAUGAACCACCUCUGGAAGAACAUGUACAGUCAGCAAAUGAAAAUCUCCAGCUGGUAAACCAUGAAGCGAGUUCCAUGGCAGUGGAUGUUGUCCCUCAUAUUGACAACCCAACUUUUGAAGAAGAUGAAACUCCUAAUCAAGAGACUACUGCUCGAGAAAUUAAAUCAUAAAAUCUGUGUCAAUAGAAAACUUGAACCUUUAGUAAUAACAGAACUGCCAAUCAGGCCUAGUUUACUAUUAAUGAAGUGGAUAAGUUUAAUAAGAUAGGAAUGACACUGAAAGUGCUGAUAUGAAUAAUAUUAUGCUAUAAUUAAAUGAUUUACAAUAUUUAAUCUAUCAAUCUUUUUCCAUUAUAAUGUUUUUCAUAGGCAAAUUUCCUCUCAAUAGUGAUAGCGAAAACAUUUUUAAACAUUCAGAACUCUCUUAAAGUAGUCAUGUUUUUCAUUAAUAACAAUUUUCUUAUGAAACCGUGUUGCUUUUAAAAUGUGAAGUAGCUGUAAUCACUUUAUUUUAUGAUAGUAUCUUAAUUAACAGUACUACUACUUUAGCUUGGGCUAUAUGUGUCAGGGUUUUUCUCCAGGUGCUUAUACUUAUCUGGAAUUGUAAUGUACAAAGCAAUGCAAACUUAGGCUAGUACUUCAUGAAAUGUCUAUUUAAGCUAGAUUAAGUUGAUAGAACAAGACUAAAGCAAAAUAUUCAUUUUAACCAUUUCUUGUUUUUUAAAAAUAGGCUAAAUGUACUUCAUGUGUUUGUCAAGCAUAGUUUAUCAGAGAAUAUGGGCUGAAUUCAUUGGCAACACCAAUUUGACAAAAGAUUAUAAACAAAAAAAAGCUUUGUAUCUAUUUCUCAAAUUCGUGAGAUUUUCAAAACUACAUCAUGUAUGUAAAUUAUGAUACUAUUUGCAAAUGAUGGGGGUAAGUCACAAAAAUUGAUCGUUGGUCUUUAGGAAUUCAUCUACAGAAGUUAGUCUGUAGAAAAUAUUUUCCAAAUAAUGUUGACUCUGAAAAUUGAGUUUACAAUUUAUCUUAAUGGGGUAAAAUUAUUUUAGAAAAACUAAAAUUCUGUCCAUGUAGGUAUAAAUUUUGUGAAUGCAUUUUCUUGGUGUUUGAAAAAGAAUUGAAGGGUGGGGGGAGAAUUCCAGGUGCCUUAAUAUAAAGUUUGAAGCUUCAUCCACCAAAGUUAAAUAGAGCUAUUUUAAAAUGCACUUUAUUUGUAUUCUGUGUGGCUUAUCUUUUAUUUUAGAAUUGUGUUUGCAGUAUAAAUUCCAGCAGAAUUUAGGCAAAACAGAAUAGACAUGUAUUUUUGUUUGCUGAAUGUAAAAUGGAUGAAACCAUUGCAUUCUUGUACACUGAUUUGAAAUGCUGUAAAUAUGUACCAAUUUCUAUUGAUUCUCUUUAAAUAUAAAAUGUAAAUAAAAUAUUCCA